GGAGUACUAAUGCUGCAACAACCUGGUUAAUGUAAUUUUACAUGCCUCAGAGUGUGAGCUGCAGUAGUGAAGCAGUGUUGUUAGUGAAUAAUUUAAACUGGUUAGUGAGAGGCAGUAAAACUGCUUCCUAUUCCCACACCACUGUCUCAACAUUCUGUAGGUAAUUAGAAGUUUUAAAUAAUUGUGUCUCUUAAAUCAAAGUAAAAUAUUACCUUAAUUUGUUUUUAUUCAGUUUUCUUGGAAAUGUGCUGCUCUUUUCCGAUAUCUGUUAAAUAAUUUGGUAUUUUGCUGCUUUUUGUCAUGCUCUUUGUACAAAUUUUUCUGUCAUCUUUGCUUUUCCCUCUUGCUAUCUACCCGAUUCUGUCCUAAGGGAUCUGCUGUGUCUGAUGCUCGUCCUCCAGCCUGUUUCUCACAGCUGAGUUUGUCAGUCACAACAGCUAGCAGGAACACGGAAUGUUUUCUUUUCUUUUUUUUUUUUCAUCUGUUGCUGGUAUCAAAGGGAUACACUUUAGACAUUUUGACUUAUGACACAUCUGUUCAAAAAUCUGCUAAGCUUCAUCAGGUUUGACAUUCCUGUUUGAAGUGACAAAAUACACAAAAAGAUUAUUUUUUAAUCAUAUUAAUUACAAAACUGUUUCUGGUCCAGCUAAAGCUUUCCAAACAGGGUAGUAUGCUUACACCACCAUACUUACUGAGAUAUUUAUAGCAGGGUCUCAUGUUAACUCAGCUGCUUUGCUUAUCUGUGUGUGCAUGCACACAUGGCUGUGCCAAUCUUAUUUCAGUCUAUCUGUGUCUCUCAGUGAGUGACAGUGGGACUUUGUGCCUUGUGCACAAAACUUUUUUUUUUUUAAUUCCUCAAAGGAAGCCUACAAGGUCCACAGUGGGAUUGUUUCAUUAUUUCACCUAUUUUCUUCACAACAACAAACAGACACAACUGGCUGAAUUGUAUGUGUGUGGGUCCUGUCCAAAAUGGCACUGUCCUCACGCUUAAAACUUUGGGAGCAGAAGAUCAAGAAUGAGAAGAAGCCGCUGCCGGCUACUCAACCUCCCCCUCCUCUUUCUGUUGUACCCGGAGGAUUCCUUAAGCAACUUGUGAGAGAGACAGAGAAGGAGACAAGACUGAAAGAACCCGAGCUCAAGGAAGAAAAGGCGCCAAGCAAACUAAGUGAGAACCUAGUCCAGCAGUUCCUGCUUCCAGACCAAACUCCACCCAUCUUGGAGGCAGAGAUAGCCCUCAGGGCAGAGCAAAUGGUCAGUGCUGCCUUGUGGGAGAGAAAAACAUCCUCCCCAAAACAGAUCCCAAGUCCAGACUCCAUGAACCAGAAAGACGACUUCAGAGUCAGUACACCAGUGGUCAGUGACCAUAAACAUGAGAACGGCUCCAACAUAUCAAAGUUUCCAGAGGUGUCAGUGGAACAAGAGAAUCCGAAAGAACAAGCGAUGGCACAACUGGAUGUGAAAGAGGUUAAGGAAGAGAAGAUCAGAGAAGUGAGGCAAGAGCCAGAGGGACAUCUUGCUGAUAGCACUCUAACAGAGGAAACCAAGAGACUUGUGAGGGAUGUUUGGUAUGAAGCUGGUACAGUGUGGUACGCGCAUAAAAAUGGCUUCACCCUUGCCACUCAGAUGAAGCCAGAUGAGGGCACACCUGAGCUCCCUUAUGGGAAAGUGAGGAUUCAACUCCACACAGAUGGCUCUGUACAUGAUGUCACACAGUACGAGAUCGAAAAGCUGAACCCACCAGAGCUGGACCUUUGUGAGGACUUGAGUCAAUUAAUGAGUGUGAAUGAGUCAAGCAUCCUGCACACUCUGGCCAGCCGAGCCAAAGCCCACAUGGCCCUAACACAGGCUGGACCAAACCUGUUGGCCCUCUGGCCUCCAUUAGCAACACCUGGCAAGGGGCUCCGAACCCAUCACUGGGACAAAUGGGAAGCUCCUUCUCUCCUGCAUGCAAUGGUACACAAGGUUUAUAUGUCUAUGGUGAGCCAAAGGAGGGAUCAGAGUGUGGUGGCCCUGGGUCGUAGUGGCACAGGAAAGACUACCUUGUGCCAAGCUUUUGCCCAGGAACUUCUCAAACACGCUGGCACAGAAGGAGAAAACGUUACAUUGGAGCGUCUCCAGGCCAUGUUCACUGUACUGCGCUCUUUUGGCUGUGUAAGCUCCCAUCACAGCGAGGCCUCCAACCGAUUUGCCAUGGUGCUUUCUCUGGAUUUCAACCAUAAAGGUCUUGCAGCUGCAGUACACCUUCAGACUAUGAUGCUGGAUAGGUGGAAGGUUUGCCAUAGGACUGAGGGAGAGAGCAACUUCUUAAUCUUCACCCAGAUGCUGGCAGGACUUAGUGCUGAAAUGAGGUCAGAGCUACAGCUUCACCAGUUACCAGAGAGCAAUAUAUUUGGCAUAAGUUGCCCCACCAAGGUGGAUGAGAAGCAGAGGGCUACAGUAGAAUUUGGAAGACUAUUAGCAGCCAUGAACACUCUUGGGUUCUCACCUGAUGAACAGCGGGCCAUUUGGCAUGUUCUGGCUGGAAUAUACCACCUAGGCAUGGCUGGGGCAUGCAAAGUUGGACGAAAGCAGUUCAUGAGUUUUGAGUGCGCUCAGGUUGCCAGUGCUGUUUUUGGCUGUGAGGGAGAAGAUCUUCACACUGCAGUAUUCAAACAUCACUUAAGGCAACUACUGCAGAGGGCCACUGGAGCCACUAGAGAGCGCCACAUAGCAGAGGAACAAGGGGAAGGUCCUAAACUGUCUGCAGUUCAGUGUGUGGAGGGCAUGGCGUCUGGUCUUUAUGAGGAACUGUUUACAGCUAUUGUUUCUCUGAUUAACAGAGCUCUGUGCUCCCAGCAGCUAACACUAGGCUCUGUGAUUGUGGUAGACACGCCAGGUCUACGUAACCCCAGACACAGUGGUAAAGACAGGGCUGCUGGCUUUUCUGAGUUUUGCCAUAACUACCUACAGGAAAGGCUUCUGGAGCACCAUUUCACACACACCUUCACAAAUGUUCUUGACAGAUGUACACAGGAGAGAGUGCCUGUAGAUUUUGAAGCCCCUGAGGACAGUCCUCAAAAUGUGGUGUGUGCUAUAGACCAACCAGGACUGCAGGUUCGAGGGCCAGAGGGUGACCCUCGUGGCCUUCUUUGGGUUCUAGAUGAGGAGCUAGUCACUCCCAAUUCUUCUGAGAACACUGUUCUGGAGAGGAUAUGUCAUUACUUCAGUGAUACAGUGCGUCUGUGUGAACAGCCUCUACAGUGCGAGAUUGCUCAUCUAAUGGGCUCUGAUCCGAUUCGCUAUGACCUAUCUGGCUGGUUUGGACUGGUCCAAAAUAACCCCUCUGCCCUCAAUGCUAGCUCCAUUCUGCAGAACUCCUCUAUUCAUGUAGUAAAAGCUCUGUUUGCUCAACGGGCCUCGGUUCCUCCUUUGUGUCGGUGUUUGGGUGGUGUUGAAGGAGGCUCACAGCGCUUUCUGGAGAGAAGUGGGAACGUGCGCAAGACCUUCACUGGAGGAAUGGCUGCCAUCAGGAGACACUCACACUGCAUCUCUAUUAAACUGCAAGUGGAUGCUCUCAUAAACCUGAUUCGUCGUGCACAGCCAGUUUUCCUACAGUGUCUCAGUGCUAAGGUUGAUGGUGGUGGCGUUGAUGUUCCUGCAUUACGCACCCAGCUACACGCAACCCACUUACUACCUGCUUUGCAACUGUAUCGUAUAGGCUACCCCGAUCAUAUGUCUCUGAGUGAUUUCCGCUGCCGCUUCCAGGCGCUGUCACCUACUGUAAUGAAACGCUAUGGUUCUGUCUUUAUCACUCCAAAUGAGAGAAAGGCAGUGGAGGAAUUAUUGAUCAAAUUGGAUCUGGACAAGAAGAGUAUUGUUCUGGGAGCAAGCAAGGUAUUCUUAAAACAUGGUGUGUUGAAAUUGCUGGCUGUGCAAAGGGAUGGCUUGGUCAACAACUGGCUGGUGCAGAUGCAGGCUGCCUGUUUGGGGCAUUUGGCACGGCAGAGAUAUCGCCGUCUGAAGGUGCAACAGAUGGCUGUGAGAUGUAUCCAGCGAAAUGUCCGUGUUCUGGACCGAGUCGCCUCCUGGAGUUGGUGGAAAUUGCUGUGUAGAAUGCGUCCUCUGCUGGACGUUAAUAUAGAUGAACACAAGAUCCGGGCAAAAGAGGAUGAGAUCAGUAUACUGAGGAGGCGACUAGAGAAGUCUGAGAAGGAACGUAUUGAACUUAGACAGACUGCAGACAACCUGGAGACCAAGAUAAUGGCUGUGGUAUCUGAGCUGAGUGAUGAGAGGUUUUGGGGAGAGGCUGUGAGUCAGGCCUUAGACACAGAGAGAGCAGAGAGACUUCGUCUCACCAAGGAAAACAAGGAGUUACAGGAUCGUUUGGAUCAGAGCAAAGUCACUGUGGAAGCACUAGAAAAGCAGCUGACUAAGGAGAAGCAGAGAGCCGAAAGCAAAGAGACACUGAGUGGCAUGGCUACAGAGGGUGAAUUACAGAUGCAGUUGGAUUGUGCACAGACAGAAGUGAAGUUUCUACGCAGACGUUUGCAUCAGACAGAUGAGAGGUUUGAGGUUGAGAAAGAUGCACGAGAACUGUUGGACACCAAGGUUUUGGAGCUGCAAGCCCAGCUGGAACAGUCAAAACGUAUGGUCACAGAGCUGAAGCGGCACUGCCGGCACGUGACUUCCGACCUGCAAGAUGCCCGUGUGCUUAUGGACAGCUUGCAGACACGCAUUCAUGACCUGGAUAGGAAGCAGAGGAGGUUUGACAGUGAGCUUACCAGGGCUCUAGAGGAAGCAGAUAAUGAGAGAGAGCAAAAGGACAAGGCCAUUCAGGAGAAUAUAGCUCUGGGAGCAGAAAUCUUUUCUCUCCAUCGGACUCUGAAGAAGGAGAGUCAGCUGGAGGUAGAACACUUGCAGUAUCAAAAACAAGAGCUUUGUGCUCAGAUCCGAGACCUCACUUUGACCCUGAACCUUGGUUCAGACUCUGUGCCUGAGCUGAAGAAACAACUACGUGAACUUGACAGCAGAGAUAAGGAGCGUGCUCAGGAACUUGCCAACAUGACAGUAAAAAUUCAGCAACAGGAACAGAUACAUCUACGCUUUGAGAUAGAGAUGGAGAGAAUGAAGCAGAUCCAUCAGAAGGAGCUGGAGGACAAGGAUGAGGAGCUAGAGGAUGUGCAGAAGUCUUCACAGAGACGGCUCAGGCAGUUAGAGAUGCAGAUGGAACAAGAGUAUGAGGAAAAGCAGAUGGUAGUGCAUGAGAAACAUGACUUGGAAGGAUUGAUCGCAACUCUGUGUGAACAGGUGGGCCACAGAGAUUUUGAUGUGGAGAAGCGACUCCGGCGAGACCUGAAACGUACCCAUGCGCUGCUCAGUGAUGCCCAGCUGCUACUAUCUACAAUGGAGCAAACUGGCCAGGGGCAGGCCCCGGGAACCAAGGAGCAGUUGGACAGACUGCAGUGUCAGCUGAAGGACAGUGAGGCACGGCGUUUAGAGGCUGAGAGUGUGCAGAAAACUCUUGCUAUGGAGCUGGAGAAUGCUCAGCUGGAGCUGGAGAGCAUCUGCAAACACAAAAGCCUGGUGGAUGAACAGUUGACUCAGCUGCAGUAUGAGAAGGCUGACUUCCUGAAGAGGCUGGAGGAAGACCAGGAGGACCUGAAUGAACUCAUGAAGAAACACAAAGCCCUUAUUGCACAGUCUUCUAGUGACAUCACUCAGAUACGGGAGCUGCAGACAGAGCUGGAAGAAGUGAAGAAGGAGAGACAGAGUCUACAGGAGCAGCUGCAGUCAAGUGCAGCACACUUGCAGUUCCUGGAGUCUUCCACAGUAGCUCGGAGUAUUGUGAGCAAGCAGGAGGCACAUGUGUGUGACCUGGAGAACAAGCUGGAGUUCCAGAGAGGCCAGGUCAAGAGAUUUGAGGUUCUAGUUCUGCGUCUGAGGGACAGUGUGGUGAGGAUGGGCGAGGAGCUGGAGCAGUCUGCUCAGGCUGAGGCAAGAGAGAGAGAAAACUCACAUUACUACCAGCAGAGGCUGGCAGACAUGAGGCUAGAGAUGGAGGAUCUAAGCCUCAAAGAGCAGGAGAGUAGCCGUCGGCGCAUGGAGCUGAGUCCUGGCUGGAUGAGUCUGUCCCGGAUACCGAGGUUAGCCUGGACGGUUUUGAAAUCUUUCGGGCAGACAGAACCAGUAAUUCGGGGAAAGAGCGGGAAGGUGGGGUGUGCAUGUACAUCGACUUGCGGUGGUGUACUAACAUCAAAGUAUGCAUGUACAUCGACUUGCGGUGGUGUACUAACAUCAAAGUAUAUGGGAAAUCUUUUAAUCCGGACAUGGAACUGCUCACCCUGUCCGCCUGUGCCUUUUACCUCCCCAGGGAGUUCUCAACUGUUGUGCUUAGCUGUGUUUUUGUUCCACCAACCGCUAACGUCAAGGCAGCGGCUGAGCAGAUGGUACAUAAUACACAGACUAUGCUCAGAAAAUACCCCGAUGCUCCAGUACUACUUCUUGGUGACUUGAACAGCUGUCGGCUUGAUUACGCAUUGCCAGCCUUCAAUCAAUAUGUAGAUGUACCAACAAGAUUUAAUAAAACUAUAGAUUUGUGUUACAGUAAUAUCCCGGAAGCCUAUAAAGCUAGAGCUCUCCCACUGCUAGGAUUAGUGGAUUAUAAUGUUAUCCAUUUACUUCCUGUUUACAAACAACGGAUGAAACAAUGCAGGCCGGUAAUACACAGCGUUCCUCAAUGGUUGGAGGAUGCUAUUGCAUGCCUUCAAGGCUGCUUUGCAUGUACAGAGUGGGAAGUCUUUGAGGGAGAGCUUGAUGAGCAGACUUCAGUUAUUACUGAUUACAUUAAAUUCUGUAUGGAUUCCUUGAUACCGGUAAAGACUACCAGAACAUCCCCAGAUUCAAAACCAUGGAUCAACUCAUUGAUAAAAUCUCUUUUCCACAAGAGAAAACUUGCCUUUAAGCAGAAGGACUUUGCUGGUCUCAAAAUCAGACACCAGGACAUCAAAACUGAAAUAUUUAAGGCUAAAAAGAAGUAUAAAAACAAAUUGGAGCAUGACUUUGCAAAUAUGAACACCAAACAGGCUUUUCAGCGAGUCAGGUCUCUUACUGGACAAGCCGUUAAACAGACUGUUUCUGUACCAGAUCCCACCACCAUUGCUGCUAAUCUUAAUAAUUUCUAUGCCCAUUUUGAUGCUUCUGAUUUUUCAGCAGAGUGUGAUAGCCUUUUGGAUUCUUUGCCUUCACAAGAGCUGGAUUAGGAGUCCCUUCCAACUAAGCAGGAUUUCGAUUUCCAGCUAAUUAGGUGAAAACUGAAUAAGGCUCCCGGGCCAGGUGGAACUCCAGGUCGGGUCUUGAAAAAUUGCACUCUGGAAUUAACCCCCAAUCUUCAUUCUCCUUUUCUUCGAUCACUUUGUACUUCAACAAUACCAGUCACAUGGAAAACAUCAGUUUUUAUUCCUGUUCCCAAAAAACCUCAUCCAACAGAGUUAAAUCACUACAGGCCAGUAUCAUUAACGUCGAUCAUAAUGAAAUGCUUUGAGAAAAUGGUUCAAAACAUUAUGCUUCCAUAUGUUUCACCCUUUUUGGAUUGCCUCCAAUUUGCAUAUAAGUAGAAGAGAGGUACAGAGGAUGCAGUGGCUUGUCCCUUGCACUGUCUUCUUCAACACCUGGAUAUUCCUGGUUUUUAUGCCAGACUUCUUUUCUGACUUUAGCUCCGCCUUUAACUCAAUUCACUGUCAUCAGCUAAUCAAGAAACUGUAGUGUCUGCAAGUUCCAUCACCACUAGU
This is a messenger RNA of Ictalurus furcatus (blue catfish), 7766 nucleotides long. RefSeq names its product unconventional myosin-XVIIIb. Lineage: Eukaryota; Metazoa; Chordata; Actinopteri; Siluriformes; Ictaluridae. Gene Ontology annotation, cellular component: myosin complex. The record is from RefSeq and is a predicted model, not a curated record. The transcript is spliced from 40 exons. The coding region runs from base 970 to 6492 and encodes 1840 amino acids. Gene Ontology annotation, molecular function: protein binding; cytoskeletal motor activity; ATP binding.